Messenger RNA from Nannospalax galili (Upper Galilee mountains blind mole rat), 972 nucleotides. Its product is annotated as putative MAGE domain-containing protein MAGEA13P. Gene Ontology annotation, cellular component: nucleus. The coding region runs from base 1 to 972 and encodes 323 amino acids. NCBI's taxonomy places the organism in Eukaryota, Metazoa, Chordata, Mammalia, Rodentia, Spalacidae. The transcript has a single exon. The record is from RefSeq and is a predicted model, not a curated record. Gene Ontology annotation, biological process: negative regulation of transcription by RNA polymerase II.
AUGUCUCACAUCCAGAAGCACGAGGAAGGCUUUCAAGCCAAAAGAGAAGAUCAGGGCCUUGUGGGUGAACAGGAUCCUGCACCUCAGGAGGUCGGCAGCCCUGAGGAAAUGCCUGCUGGGAGUUCCCAGGAGGCCUCUUCCUCCUCUGGUGCUACCCAAGCCACUAUGUCAAGCAAACCAAGUGAAGCGUCCUGUGGUCAAGUCAAGCAAGGUCAAAGCACCUCACCAUUCAGCCUCCACUCUGAUUCCUUGAUCAACACUCAGCUAGAAAAGAAGAUGCUUGAUUUGGUGAAGUUUCUGAGUGACAAGUACAUAACAAAGGAGCCUAUCACAGAGGCAGAAAUUAUGAAUAACGUCAUCAAAGGUUACGAAAGCUUUUACCCCUUGAUCUUCAAGAGUGCCUGUGAAUGCAUGGAGGCAGUUUUUGGCAUUGGAAUGAAGGAAGCUGAUGAUGUCAAACGCUCCUACGUGCCUUUUAAAAUACUCGACCUCAGCUAUGACGGGAGGUUGAGCAAUGAGCAGGGCCUACCGAAGACUGGCCUCCUGGUGCUAAUCCUUGCUGUGAUCUUUAUGGAGGGCAACCGUGCUCCUGAGAAGAAGAUCUGGGAAGUGCUGAGUAUUAUUGGUGUGUAUCCUGACAAGCAUGAUUUCAUCUGUGGGAAUCCCAGGAAGCUCGUCACUGAAGAUUUGGUGAUGGAGCAGUACUUGGAGUACAAGCCGAUACCUGGCAGUGAUCCUCCAUGCUAUGAGUUCCUGUGGGGCCCAAGAGCCUAUGCCGAAACCACCAAGAUGAAAGUUCUGCAGUUUUUUUCCAAGGUUAGUGGGAGUAGCCCCACUGCCUUCACAGCCUUGUAUAGAGAAGCUCUCAAAGAAGAAGAGGAGAGAGCCAGGGCUGCUGCUGCUAACACAGCUGGUCCUACUGGGAAGGGCAGUGCAAGCUCCGGAGACAAGCCCAGGAGCUUGUCUAAAUAA